AUGCCUCCACCCCUUUACCAAUCCACUCCUAUAAAUCGGGAUAACAGGAAACGUCAUCUUGAUGUGAACGAUUAUGGGCACGAAGAAUGGAGACAAGGUUUUCGAAUGAUGGAAGGUGGAUGCAUGCCUGAUAUGUCUAAACCGAAUGCGGACGUAUACUCGAAUAUGGGCUAUCCACCCAGCGGAGUUGGAUUUUACCCUGGAAUGAUGAUGCCUGGAAUGCAGCAGCAACCUAUCAAAACUGUGGGACCUGGAUUUCCCCAAGGAUAUUCCAACAACGCUUAUCCUUCCGUUUCCUAUCCCGCGAAUGCUGGCUUGCCCAAUGGGCAGUUCCCUACCUCCAAGUCGACGCCGUCGUUCCGAACAGCAUCUUAUCCAUCGGCAAAUGCUGCUACACCCGCCAUGGCUUGCUCUUCCAUGCCCUCCACCUCGACUGCUGACUCCACAUUGAGCCAACGGUUCCCCUCGAUGGAACUUCCUCAAUUCCCAGUUUCGGCAGAUUCCACGCCUGCCCUACCACAAGCACCUCAAUCGCAUUUCUCUGCUUCGGACUCUACGCCUUAUAACUGCGGAAUGCGACCAAGCCCAUCGAUGUGUCCCACGUCGCCGAAUGAGGUGACUUUGAUUACAUUCAUUUUAUCCGACUUCUAUCUGUAUUUUUCAACUUUUUUUCUCAUUUAAAC
Molecule: messenger RNA, 683 nt
Organism: Strongylus vulgaris
Lineage: Eukaryota; Metazoa; Nematoda; Chromadorea; Rhabditida; Strongylidae
Source: the annotation of a GenBank genome assembly